Schizophyllum commune H4-8 is the source of this 731-nucleotide messenger RNA. RefSeq lists its product as uncharacterized. The transcript has a single exon. The record is from RefSeq and is a predicted model, not a curated record. Bases 92 to 556 code for a protein of 154 amino acids. NCBI's taxonomy places the organism in Eukaryota, Fungi, Basidiomycota, Agaricomycetes, Agaricales, Schizophyllaceae.
UAUUAUCACAGAAAAGUAUGGCCGAGCCUCUCAAGGAGCUCGAAGAAGCUACGUGCUACGCCAACUUUGAUCGCUCCUUCCCGAUUCGGACAUGCCGCUUCUCUGCCUUCUCGCUCACCCUCACCCCUCCCUCUCCGUCGGACGGCUCUACUCUCACAUUUCCCUUCAGCUCCACACGUCUAUCAGCCCAUCAAACAGCCACUGCAUUGCUUUUCGGCCCGCUGUGCUUGCAGCCAGCUGCUUGAACUCGGGAUCAGCGCGCAAAAAUGGUUCGGAAGCCGCAAGGUGCGAGGCGCGCGGGGAGGAAGGGCUGAUGAAUGAAGGGUCGCGCAGGGUCGGAACAGGGAUUGGAGCGUGGGAUACGCGCACUGACGCGCGGGUUGGGCUUGGGUUUCGUGGUAUGGACGAGCACGGCGCUUUUUCGUAUAUCGCCCCCCUUCGGCCGCGCUCCUUUAGUACGGACGCCGCCUUUUCUUCUUAUGACGGCCUUACAUUGCCGUUGCCCCAUUGCGCGGGAUUACACGCUUCGGCGUUCAUAUUUACCGAAUAUUUGUAGAUUAUCGGCGAUUGCGCACAUCAGCCUUCGGGCGAUGGCGUCGCCUUCCCUGCAGCCCGGUGGCGCGGGAAAAAUCAUCUUCUUGCUUCCUACCUUCAUCGAGCCCGAGCAGAGACGACGAGCAGAGCCCCGAGCCCCGAGCAGCGCCAACGAGCCCCGAGCAGAGCACACACCG